CGGAAACCGGAAACUGUGUGAGGACGCCCGCUAUGGCUGCGGCGGCGGCUGUCGUUGCGGAAUCCCUGGCGGGCUACAGGGCUCGGGCGGCGCGUGCGGUGCUAGAGCAGGUGGUGCUCCCGGGUGAGGAGCUGCUAUUGCCUGAACAGGAGGACGGAGAAGGCCCAGGAGGUACAGGGGAGCGACCGCUGCGCCUGAACGCCGGAGCGCGCUCCCGGGGGCGCGUGGUGUGCGGCCCGGGCUUGCGGCGCUGCGGCGACCGGCUGCUGGUCACCAAGUGCGGCCGCCUCCGUCACAAGGAGCCCGGCAGUGGCAGCGGCGGUGGCGUUUACUGGGUGGACUCGCAGCAGAAGCGGGUUGGAGAUCUCAUCUAUGGCCAGUUUGUGGUUGCUAAUAAAGAUAUGGAACCAGAGAUGGUCUGUAUUGACAGCUGUGGACGAGCCUGUGGAAUGGGUGUGAUUGGACAGGAUGGUCUGCUUUUUAAAGUGACUUUGGGCUUAAUUAGAAGGCUGCUAGCUCCAGACUGUGAAAUCCUACAAGAAGUGGGAAAACUCUACCCACUGGAGAUAGUAUUUGGAAUGAAUGGAAGAAUAUGGGUUAAGGCAAAAACCAUUCAGCAGACUUUGAUUUUGGCAAACAUUUUAGAAGCUUGUGAACACAUGACAGCAGAUCAAAGAAAACAAAUCUUCUCCAGAUUGGCAGAAAGUUGAUCUAUGUGGGCUUUUUUAUGGGUCAGUUGAGCCAAGAGACUCUGGGUUUUCCUGGGGGGAAUGUUUCUCAGGUGAACCUCUCCCCAUUAAAUCUUCAGAAGACAAGAUGUCUUAUUAAUUAGAGUCCUAAAUAAAAUAUUUUUAUUGAAAAGUUACUGGCUGCCACUCAUGUUCUUGUGGGUGAGACAAAUCAUUAUAAAGUAAUGAUGUAGUUUUUUGUUUUUUACAAAAAGUUACUAUUAUGGUUUAUUUGAUGUUCACUCCCUUAGUUUUGCUAGAGUGCAGCUUCUAUAAUAAACUGGAAGUGAGCAUUAAAAUAACAGUUAUUUUCUGAUGAUAGUAAAACAUGUUCACCAAAGAAAAUGUAAACUACAUAGAAAAUAUAAAGCAAACAAAAACCACCUGUAAUCCUGUUGUUUAAUGGGUGAGUAUGUAACAGCUAACAAUUACCGUGUGCUUACCACGUAUCAAGUAUUGUUCCAAAAGUGUUCUGCAUGGAUUAAUUCAUUUAUUCUUAGUAACUGCAAAGACACUUAACCUCCCAGUUGAAGAAACUGAGGCACAGACUUUAACUUGGCCUACAUUCUCAACUACUAUUUGUGAAUGUAUAUUUUUCAAAUUAGAACUACAGGAUUAUACUUUAUAUACUACUUUGUUACAUACUUUGCUUCAAACAACAUUUAAUAUAUUUCUUUCACGAUUGCUAUUAAAAAUUCAAUAGUAUAAUAUUUCAUUUUCAUGUUAUAGGAUAUUUUGGACAUGUCUAGUUUUUUGUUGUUCUGUAGAUAAUACAAUGAUUAGGAUCUCUGAUUCCAAGUCUAGCCAAAUCUUAACUUUGUUAGGAUCAUUUCCAGGAAGCCAAACAAAAGACUACCUGCCUGGGUUUUGAAAAAAUAGUAGAGGUUUUUGAUGGAGUUGGAGAGGAAAUUUGCAUUUUAAGCAAAGCCUUUAAAGGUGAAAAUGAAGCCUGACAGAUGAUCCAGGUCAGUGGUUCUGGGGUCAGAGACCUCCCUGAGAAUAUAUAUGAUAAGAGUUACAGACCCUGAAGCCUAUCUAUAGGAGGUCCCUAUUGGAUGACAGAGAUUAUAGAACUCAUUCAAUAUGUUGAUAAAGACCAAGCAGCAUUAUGUAUUCCUAAAGAUGUUUCCUGAAGACUGGGCCAUUUUUAAGUAGUAAACUGAUAUAAUUUAACAAGUGAUCAUAGCUCUGGAGGGAAUAAAUUGUGAAGGGGAGGGGACAGAGCAGAGAAGUAACGUUUUGGCUCUUCUGAGAUAUAGAAUACAUUUUCUGAAUUUGCUAGCAGCUUAGUUAUCAAGUUUACUAACCCAAACUGGCCAGAGUAACUGAAGCAACUCUACCUGACUAGGACAUGAGAAAAGAUCACUGAGAUUUAGGUUACCUAACAUGCUUGUGUCAGAUGCAAUGUAUUUUCUGGCUCUUUUCAAGUUAGACUUAUCAAUACUGUGUUUUUGCUUUUCAUUUUGACCUGUUAAUCACAAGUAUAUAUGAAGAAUCUAGUUUGUACAAGGCUCAGAAGGAUACAAAGAUACUCCCACAAAUUGUUAGGAGGCUACUUGUUCAGAAGAGAGAAGCCCUCUACGCUCAUACUCAGAAUAGGGGAGACAGAGUAGGAGCCAUAGAUGGAAAAAAGUGCUAUAUGGGGGGCUUAACGCAGGGCUAGGUAAGGAAAAGGCUGACUCUGCAAGCCUAUGUUACAACAUAUUACUUGAGUUGGGGAAAAUCCAGCAUGAUCGAGAUGGCUGGAGAAAGUCAUACAACUUUAUGAUGCCCGUGUUAGUGAAAAAUCAGACUCAAUAGAGUAAUACUUACUUGAUUAUUUAAGCUAUCUCUAAAGAGUAGGUAUUUCACAAAUAGAUGUACAGAAGAUGAAUUAACACAUCCAAAGCCAUGUAGUUUUAGGGCUAAUUCAUUAUUAUGUAAACUUUUUAGUUAGUCAACAUAUAUCUGGGCACUUCCUGUGAGCCAGGCACUAUGGGAGA
This is a messenger RNA of Balaenoptera musculus (blue whale), 2710 nucleotides long. It is a transcript of the gene EXOSC3, whose product is annotated as exosome component 3. Gene Ontology annotation, cellular component: nuclear exosome (RNase complex); cytoplasmic exosome (RNase complex). Gene Ontology annotation, biological process: nuclear polyadenylation-dependent rRNA catabolic process; exonucleolytic trimming to generate mature 3'-end of 5.8S rRNA from tricistronic rRNA transcript (SSU-rRNA, 5.8S rRNA, LSU-rRNA); TRAMP-dependent tRNA surveillance pathway. The record is from RefSeq and is a predicted model, not a curated record. NCBI's taxonomy places the organism in Eukaryota, Metazoa, Chordata, Mammalia, Artiodactyla, Balaenopteridae. Bases 33 to 710 code for a protein of 225 amino acids. Gene Ontology annotation, molecular function: RNA binding. The transcript has 3 exons.